Molecule: messenger RNA, 1324 nt
Organism: Schistosoma mattheei
Lineage: Eukaryota; Metazoa; Platyhelminthes; Trematoda; Strigeidida; Schistosomatidae
Source: the annotation of a GenBank genome assembly
CGUUGGUUAAAUUUAUGCAGUAUUUAUUAAAUGGCCAAUAGGUGAAAGCUAAAACGACCGCUACAAACGACCUUACGGCGUUACUGUGAUUAAGCCGUCGUAUGCGUGUUUGCACUUAUCAUGUCGACAAAAUAUGAUAGGGCGAUUACCAUCUUCUCUCCGGACGGUCAUCUUUUUCAAGUAGAAUAUGCACAAGAGGCAGUCAAGAAAGGUUCAACUGCAAUUGGUGUUAGAGGGAAAAACUGUGUUGUUCUGUGUGUCGAAAAAAAGGCAACAACUAAGUUACAAAAUGAUAGAACUGUCAGGAAAAUAGCUCUUUUGGAUGAUCACGUCGCAGUUGCCUUUGCAGGGCUCACUGCGGACGCUCGUAUUUUGAUCAGUCGGAUUAGGGUAGAAUGUAAAAGCUAUAAACUUACUGUCGAAGAUCCCGUGUCUCUGGAAUAUAUUGCUAGGUAUAUGGCUCAGUUGAAGCAGAAGUACACUCAAAGUAACGGUCGUCGCCCUUUCGGUGUGUCGACAUUAAUAUGUGGAUUUAAUCAGGACGGCACUCCCCAUCUUUACCAGACGGACCCUUCUGGAACUCACUUUGAAUGGCUGGCUAAUGCUAUCGGAAAAAAUGCAAAAGUCGCACGUGAAUUUUUAGAGAAAAACUAUACCGAAGACGCUGUUGCUGAUGAAUUUGGAACUGUCAAACUUGCAGUUAAAGCACUGAUGGAGGUAGUUCAAUCAGGCGCUAAAUACAUGGAGUUGGCUGUAAUGAGGUGGAAAGCACCAUCUAAGCCUGGAGAACCAUUUGUAGAUUGGCAGAUGCUCGAACUUGCUGAUAUCCAAAAGUAUGUUCAGGCUAUCGAAAAGGAGAGAGAAGAGGAAGCUGAAAAGAAGCGUCAGAAAAAGGAAGCAGCUGCAGCAUUGUAACAUAGCUGGUUAUUGUGUUAAGGUGUACAAUUCUGGUUCUCAUGUUUUAUAUAACUAAAUUUGUUUUUGUUAUAAAAUAUGGAAUGUUGUUGAAUGUUUUUGGGGAUAUUAGAUGUUUAACAGUCAUUCGCUUCGUCGCUUACGUUUCCAUCAAUUGCAUUACCCUCAUAUGUAGUCGUGUCUAAGGCGUCGCUUUCAAUCGUGAUCUUAUCUGAAGUGUGCUUAUCAUAUUCAAUUGAGGUUAAGUUUAGCGUCUUGUAAAUUUUCUCCAAAAUUUCGUGAUCCAAAUAUCGGAAAAUAAUGUUAUCUUCAAUUCGCUCUUUCAUUUCAUUGAGACAUGUCAAUGCCUGAAAACAAAUAAAAUUUUUAGAUUAUCCUGUAUACUUCAUAUCAAUAAAAAAUCCUACGU